AUGAAAAAGGUAUAUGUAGAACCACUGGAUCAGUUUCACUUCUCCGUGAGAUGUGCACGUAAUUUCGGAUACAUCAUAUAUUUGAAUGAUAACACGUGCACCUGUAAACAGUUUCAAUUGGAGAGUUUUCCGUAUACACAUGCAGUGGAAGUGGCUAUGCAUAGAGGACUUCCACCGUGUACCUUAUGUAGUGCGUAUUACAUGACUAAUUAUUGGAGAGCAACGUGUGCGGAAGCAAUAUUUCUUGUACCAAACGAAGUCGAGUGGGAAGUUCCCGACCACAUUCUCCCGCUGAAUAACUUGUUGCCACCAGCAGUCGGAUCACGUACUCCUGGAUGUACACGUACGUCUAGAAUACCAUCUACCAAAGAGUUUCCCCAGCCUCAUAAGUGCGAUAGGUGCGGUGCAAUAGGGCAUACUAGAAGAUAUUGUACAAAUCAGAUUCAUCUGCAUAACAAUGUAACGGAUGUGUAA
This is a messenger RNA of Olea europaea var. sylvestris, 474 nucleotides long. RefSeq lists its product as uncharacterized. The record is from RefSeq and is a predicted model, not a curated record. Bases 1 to 474 code for a protein of 157 amino acids. Gene Ontology annotation, molecular function: zinc ion binding. Lineage: Eukaryota; Viridiplantae; Streptophyta; Magnoliopsida; Lamiales; Oleaceae. The transcript has a single exon.